AUGAGGCGCCCCCUGAGCGCCGGCCCCGGCCGUGGCCCUGCCUGGGACGGACUGCUGCUCACAGGUGCGUGCGUGGGGGACAGCGGCGCCCCUCGGCUCAGGGACCGGGGAGGGCGCCCCUCGGAGAGUUUCCAUCCCAGUGAGAGACGCCCCACUCAGAGCUGCCACUCUGGGCAGUGCCCACCGGGCAUGGGCAUCUGUGCUAUGGACCCCUCUUACAAAGGGGGAAACGGCAGGCGCGGCGCCCCCUGCAUCAGAUCACAGGGCUGGCAAGGACGGAACUGGAGCCCAGGACCCCGCCCCAGCCCCUUCCACCAGCGCACCCCGUCUCACCCAGCUCUGCCCCUCUAA
This is a messenger RNA of Pipistrellus nathusii (Nathusius's pipistrelle), 351 nucleotides long. NCBI's taxonomy places the organism in Eukaryota, Metazoa, Chordata, Mammalia, Chiroptera, Vespertilionidae. The record is from the annotation of a GenBank genome assembly.